GGGCAGCGUGACACAGCGCUUGCCUUGUUGGCGUGAUGUGUUGACUUUUGGUGGUUUGAUUGAUUUGAUGUGAGCAGCACAUUUCCAAAUUACAUGUCUGAUGACACACUUUUGAUAUUCCUCUAUUAAUAGGAAAUCUCGAAUUUAAUGUUAAGGGUCCAUUGAAAAUAUUUCAAAGAUGCCGCCACGUGUUGAUGACGUAAUGAAGCUUUGUUGCGAACUGUCUACAAAUCAGCAAGUGAAGGCAACAGUGAAGCAGUCUGGGAAGGGAGCAGUGGCAGCCGGUGGUCUAGCUUUUGCUGGAGGUUUAAUAGGUGGUCCUCUAGGAAUUGCAGUAGGUGGUGCUGUUGGUGGACUUCUUGGAUGUUGGUUGACAAGCGGACAGUUUAGAUCUCUCCCCCAGGUUAUCAUGGAACUGACACCAAACCAGCAGCAAAGACUUUAUGAAGAUAUUGUAGCCAUCUUGGGCUCAAUAACGUGGACUGAUGUUGCACAACUUACUGCCCUUGUAAUGGGAAAUGCCUCACUUCAGCAGCAGGUGACAGCUGCCCUUUUGAGUUAUGUUCAUAGGGAGCUUCAAGCUGAAGUGCAUUAUAUAGAUUAACAGGAAAAUUUCCUCACUGGCAUUUCAUACCAGUCAAUCAUGUGUCAUACAGAGUACUGU
Messenger RNA from Triplophysa dalaica, 664 nucleotides. RefSeq names its product protein C19orf12 homolog. Lineage: Eukaryota; Metazoa; Chordata; Actinopteri; Cypriniformes; Nemacheilidae. The record is from RefSeq and is a predicted model, not a curated record. Bases 179 to 604 code for a protein of 141 amino acids. The transcript is spliced from 3 exons.